GUUGUUGUACAGACGUUGGCGGUGUAGGCAGGUAGGUGGACAAAUCUCGCAGCAAGCCAACUACGCAAAAGAUGAUAUCGAGAUUCAAAAUGAUGCUGACGUUGGUCAACGUUGUUGUCUUGGCAACCAUCCUACGUGGAGCUAGCGCUGCUCAGUGCGCAUGCGCUACUGGGAAUGUCCAUGUCCGGUCAGGUGUGGGAACAAGUCAUGCAAUCCUCGGUACUCUGAACACCGGAAGUUGCGUCACUUAUAAAGGUGAUGAGACAAGUGGCUGGGUGCACGUGGACUUCAACGGCCAGAGCGGAUGGAUCGCGGGAAAUUACGUCAACGUUCAGACUUGCUCGGGGGGUUCCGUCACUUCAGGCGGAGGCAGCCUCGACUGUGCAGGGGGACACCGGUACUCCGCACGUGGCACAGCCUACUAUCCAGCCAACAACGCCCUGGAGGGGGGCUUUGUGGACAUGAGGGGGGCAAGACUUCGGACGCUACAGCAAUAUUUGGCUGGUAGUGCGAGCUAUGUCAGCGUUGCCAUGGACAACCAUGCGGGCAUUGCCUACGGUACCGCCAUCUGCAUCCCCGAGAUGAACCACAGAUACAACAAACACAUUGUCUUUAAGGUUGUGGACACAGGGUCGGCCUUCUCUGGUAAAGGUCACGGCCGUAUUGACAUCUGCGUCAGCUCCCAGGCCAACUCUUACGACUCCACCAUCAACGGCCAUCUCACCCUUGUCUUCCCCUGACCGCCACGUCACAUCCGGUCAGCCCAGUAACAUGUAUAUCUACCACCGUGAUAAAGGCGCCGUUGUUUUGUGUGGUU
Haliotis rufescens (red abalone) is the source of this 817-nucleotide messenger RNA. RefSeq lists its product as uncharacterized. The transcript has 6 exons. The coding region runs from base 72 to 740 and encodes 222 amino acids. The record is from RefSeq and is a predicted model, not a curated record. Lineage: Eukaryota; Metazoa; Mollusca; Gastropoda; Lepetellida; Haliotidae.